Leishmania mexicana MHOM/GT/2001/U1103 is the source of this 2916-nucleotide messenger RNA. RefSeq lists its product as hypothetical. The record is from RefSeq and is a predicted model, not a curated record. Bases 1 to 2916 code for a protein of 971 amino acids. Lineage: Eukaryota; Euglenozoa; Kinetoplastea; Trypanosomatida; Trypanosomatidae. The transcript has a single exon.
AUGUCGCGCAGUCAGCUUUCCAUCGAUUUGGAGGAUUUUUUGGGGUAUGAGACGCCGAUCCCCACGGAUGCCUUCGUUGUCGGUAUCCGCCCGCGAGCGCCGCUUCCGCGACGAUCUACGCAUGCAUAUGAUGGCAAUGGCAGCAACCUUUCCGAUCUGUCGUCGUGGCCUAACUCCGCCGUUGCGCCAACCGAUGUGUGCAGUCGGCGCAGACCGCGUGAGAUGUCGUAUGAGCUGAAUGAGGACCUCGAAGCACAGCGACGGGCCUUGGUCGGACAGUCUCGUCGCCCGACUUCGUCCAGCAGCCGCGUCACGGUGAUUAAAGAGGAGGAAGCGACGAAUUCCGAGACCAACGUGGGCACCAAUGGCAACGACGCCGAGCUACAGCGCCGUGGCGGACCGCGCCGUCGGCUGGAGUCGAAUCGAGCUCAGCUAAGCCGCGAGUUUAGCGAGGCGCGGGACCUGGAGCGGCAGCAGCAGCAGCUCAUUUCCAUGCUGACAAGUCGUCUUGAUGACAUGGACGCCCGCUUUCAGGCGCAGGUGACGGAGCUGUCGACGAAGCUGGAGAAGAUGAACGUCAGUGUGGGCGAGAAGUACGACUCAAUCUACAGCAAGAUGUCGGACACAAUAAGUGCACGAGCGGAAGAGGUGUCACGGCUGGAGCAGGAGCUGAGGGCAUUGAAAAUGUCGAACGCAGCGGAGUUCAAAUCAUGCCGCGAUAGCAUCGUGGCGUGCCGAGCAGACUUGGCCAAGCUGGAGGGCCGACUGGAAGGUGUACUGUCCCGUCCGUCGCCGUCGUCCGUUGCAGCCGCCCCCUCCCCUUCAUCCACCCCCGUCUCGCCGGCGCCGCCAGCGCAGCCGUGUUCAUCGUCAACGGGGUUCAAGCCUGGCGGUAACGCCUGUGGUGGCUUCCCCUCCAGCUUUCCCUCGGCGGCAGCGCUUUCUGCCAACGCGUCCCCUUCGUCUCACCCAUCUCCUUCGGCAUCAACCGCCGGCACCGGCUUCGGCUCGAGUACCUCGACGACGGCGCUGGGGGGAUUUGGCGCCAGCUCGUUUGGCGUGAAGCCGGGAGAGAAGGCUGCCGCUACAGGCGUCGCGAACACAGCGGCCGAAACCAUCAACACUUCGAAUGCGUCGACGUCCACCACGGCGCCGACUUUUGAAAACCCCUUUUCCUCCCCGUCAGCCGGCACGAGCAGCUCGACCAACCCGUUUUCGUUUGGUGUCUCCGCGAACACAAAUGCAGUCGCCGCCACGAAGCCGCAGGAUGCCUCAUCCGACAAGCCGGCAACCUCACCAAGCACGAGCGCAUUCGGUGGGGCGAGCAGCAGUCUCCCUGCAGCCGUGAGUGCAGCGCCGAGUACCGGGGAGGUCAAGCCGCCGAUGUUUGGCGGUGGUGUCACAGGCGCGUUGCAGGGUGCUGCUACUGCGCCGGCGCCAUCUGGCACAGCAUCCACCAGUUUCUCGUUCCUAGCAAAGCCGGCGACACCACCGACGCAGGGCAGCAGCGCGCUGACAAACGGUUUCAAAGUAGCCGCUGCAUCGUCUGACACGUCGAGCGCAUCGCCGUUCUCGUUCACAAGUGGCGGGGCAACUUCGACUUCUGCGGCAGCAGGCGGAAAUCCUUUUAUGCCUACGGCGGUCGAUUCGUCGAACCCGAAGCCGCCACCGUUUGGCGGUACAGUGACGUCUCAGCAGGCGCCACCACCGGCGAACGGAGGCACCUCUGCAGCAUCGGCACCGACGACCACCACCUCCUCAUCUUUUGACAUGGGUAACCCUGGUGCGCGUGCACCGGGGAGCGGUGGUAACAAUAGUGGCGGCAGCAGCAGUAGCGGAUUCGGUGGUGUUUCUUUUCCUGCAUCCGCCACACCAUCAACAGGCGCACAAGCAGCACCUGCAGGGCCUUUUUCCUUCGGCACAUCCCAAACCCAAGGGCCGAAUGUGUCCCCCGCGCCAUUCGCCAGCGCGGCUGGUGUCUCCUCAGUGUCAUCAACCGCAACGGCAUCCGGCUCCUCAGGCAGCGCAACUGCUUCUGCCUUCGGAAUUAGCACCGCUGACGGCGGUGGCAACAACGGUAGCACGUCGUUUGGCAGCAGCAACACCGGCAACACGACUGGUGGCGGCACUGGUGCAUUUAGCAGCAGCGCCUUUCCCUCCACCGGUGCCUUUCCAUCCUCGACCGCCGCUUCGGCAUCCACCCUGUUCAGUGGCCCGUUCAACGGUGGCGGCGGCGCGCCGACUACCUCCGCCUCGGCUCCCCCGAGUUUUGGAGGGCGCCCGAACGGCGCUCCAUCGGGCGGUUUCAACUUUGGCGGUGCACCGGCCACUGGCGAACAGGGCACGACUUGGGCGCAGGGGGCGAACAUGAACCCACCGAAGCCGGCCGGCACCACAUUCGGCGGGGGCGGUUUCACUGCCAACACCAACACCAAUGCCUUUGGCGCGUCGGCAGGUCCGAGCGCCGGGUCUACCAACGCUUUUUCUGGGGCUAGCAACACCCCCGGUACCGGUGGUUCCAGCUCCAUCUUCGGAGGCAGCGGCGGAGGUUUGAGCAGCAAUCCGAUGAAUGGCAGCGCGGCGUCCGCGGCGUUUGGGUCUAACGCAAGCAACAGCAACACCGGCAACUCCCUCUUUGGCUCCGGCGGCGGUGGCCCUGCUGCCGUUGGUGGUGGGCCAUUCGGAGCGGUGCCUGCAGGUGGGCCGGUACCCGUGUUUGGCAGCAGCCCGGCAGGCGGAAGUGGGCCUUCUCGCAGCGCCUUUGGAGCUGCUCCGCCAGCGUUCUCGAAGCCGCUCGGGGCCUCUCCGGCAUUUGGCGGCGGUGGUGGCGGUGCUGCUGCGAUGGGUGGGUCGUCACAGGGGACUAGCAUUCUAGGCUCGAGCAGCUCUCGCAAGAAGGCGCCCAGGCGCUACUGA